CACGACCAAAUCUUACAUUACUUAACAGCAAAAGGCCCAAAACUAUCUCCAUAGAUGAGAAUAUGGAGCCAAGCCCGACAGGAGACUUUUAUCCCUCUCCAAAUUCACCAGCUGCGGGGAGUCGGACAUGGCAUGAAAGAGAUCAAGAUAUGUCUUCUCCUACAAUGAAGAAACCUGAAAAGCCUUUGUUUAGUCCUACUUCUCCCCAGGAUUCUUCACCAAGACUGAGCACUUUUCCCCAGCAUCACCACCCAGGAAUCCCAGGAGUUGCACAGAGUGAGAUGAAGAAUUUUAGAAGAAACAAGAUGCGAAGUAAUUUUAAUUUUCUUUUAUCUUCUCCAGUCAUCUCAACUAGAACUCCACCUUCACCUUCACCAUUGCCAUUUCCAGCACAAGCUAUUCUCCCUCCUGCCCCGUCUAGCUACUUCUCUCAUCCAACGAUCAGAUAUCCUCCCCACCUGAAUCCUCAGGAUACUCUGAAGAAUUAUGUACCUUCUUACGACCCAUCCAGUCCACAGACUAGCCAGCCUAACAGCAGUGGUCAAGUAGUAGGGAAAGUGCCUGGCCAUUUUACUCCAGUUUUGGCACCCUCUCCCCAUCACAGUGCGGUGCGACCUGUGACCCUGACCAUGACAGAUACUAAACCCAUCACUACAUCCACUGAAGGUGAGGCAUCUUCACCUACAGCAACCACCUACACAGCCUCAGGCACAUCCCAAGCCAAUCGAUAUGUGGGACUAAGCCCAAGAGACCCAUCCUUCCUACACCAGCAACAGCUGAGGAUUUGUGACUGGACCAUGAAUCAAAACGGCAGGCAUUUAUACCCCAGUGCCAGUGAGGAUACAUUGGGAAUUACUUGGCAAAGUCCUGGUACCUGGGCUAGCUUGGUUCCUUUUCAAGUAUCAAACAGGACACCGAUCCUGCCGACAAAUGUCCCAAAUUAUGGUUUGAACAUAAUUGGAGAGCCUUUCCUUCAAGCAGAAACAAGUAACUGAGGGAAAAAAAUAAAAGAAAAAUUAGAAAAAGGAAAAAAAGAAGACGGGAUAAGAGAAGAAACUGAAGAAAGAAGACAAAAAUAGACCAGCAAUUGCAGCACUUACAAUCACUAAUUCCCUUAUGGUUAAAACUGAAAUGACAUACAAAGGGUCGAUGAUAUUUCACUAAUGGGUAGAAUGCAGCCCCUGCUAAGUAGCCUUUGUUAUAUGAAGUCCGCUGGGAAAUAGAUGUUCUGUCUCUGACAAUAUAUUUUAACUGACUUUCUAGAUGCCUUAAUAUUUGCAUGAUAAGCUAGUUUUAUUGGUUUAGUAUUCUUGUUGUUUACGCAUGGGAUCACUAUUCCUGGUUAUCUCACAAAACAAAGGCUAGGCAGCAGCAACAGAGCUGCAGGAGGACAAGGGCUGUGAGCCAGCCAUUUUCUCAACACUCUGAUUUCUAAAUGUUUUAAAAAUAUGCUCUGUAGCCUUUAGUUAUCAGUAUGGAUUUAUUAAACUUUGGCCCUUAACUCAGCAUUUUCUAGUGUGUUACCCAGUUUGAAAUUUUCAAUCAGAAUGAACACACAGGCUCUAUAUAAGAAAUGCCUCUAUGUAGGUAAAAGUGUUAUCUUUUCAUGCAACAGAAAAACAAAUAAAAAAAAUUAAAACAAAACAAAACAAAACAACCCACAUGAACUUUUCCCACUAAAGAAACACUUACAGAGGCAAGUGCAAUUUAAAAAUCAUAUCUAAGGGGUCAUCAUUAUAAGUCCUUCAGCCCUUGGACUCUAAAUUGAGGGGAUUAAAAAAAAAAAAAUUAAAAAUUACUUUGAACAAAUUUAUUUUUCCCCUCAGUUUUUGAGGGCAUUAAAAGGCAUUACAUCAAGACAAAUCAUGUCCUUGAGAAAAAGAAAUCAAUGAAAACACAGCACUUAUGUUGGUUUAGCUGCUGCCUCCACAGAGGGGUAGGAUUUAUUUAUUUAAAGUUACUGGUUGCAUCAAGAACCCAUAGGGUUUAUAUUUUUCUGUAUAAUCUGCAUCAUAGAGACAAAGAGAUAGGCAAAUCCAUGCCACAAGGGCAAAGCUUACUGUUUACAAACUGGUAAUACCAGGAUGGGGAUAAGAUUUUAUUUAAAUAAUGCACUCUUAAAGUCCAGUUACAGGGUGCUGAAAACUUGCAUGGUGCUUUCAGAAGUUAGCCUUGUUCAACAGAUUUCACGUAUUGACAGAAAUAUAAUGUGCAUGGGCAGAAAUUUUGCCUCUAUGUCUCUUAAAAAAUAAUCAAUUAAAAUACUCUUUCUAGUAAUCCUGAUUUGCACGAAGAUAUAAUGUCCACAUUACGUGCCUUGCCUUGAAAUUUAAAAAAUUGAAAAAAAAAAAAAAAAAAACACAAAAAAAACAAAUGAAAAAAAAAAAAACCACAUAAAAAACCACACACACACACAAAAUGACAUCACUACACUUGUUUUGCUGCAUUUAUUAUCAUUUUAAAUCUUUACCAUUUUUAUGACAAAAUAUUUUGUACUCCAGAUGGGAAAAAAGUGUGACAUCAUGGAUUUUUUAGACAGUUAUAUCUUUAUCUCACAUUUAUAAAGCAUAUCAUGGCUGUGUAUAGUUGCCGCUUAAGAAUUGUAAUCGACCAGCAAUAUUUUCAGUAUUUUGGUGUUUUUUUUCUAUUAACCUUUCAUGUUUUUCAUCUUCCAAUUAAUAUUGGGGGGAGGGGAUUCAAAUUUAUACGAAUUAUGCAAUACCAAGUUUUGCCUAUGUAGGUAGUGCUUUUAGCUGUAUUGGUUAUUGUAGGUAAGUACACAGAUUUAAAAGAAAAAAAAAUAAUGUAUGCUUUUUUUGUUUGUUUUAAUUGACCAAAGUGGGUACUGCUAUUUUUGCAGUGUGAUGAGGUCCUUUUAUGUACUGAGAGAUGGACGGGGAUUUUUUUUUAUACAUAUAUAUAUAUUCUGGGGUGGGUGGGGAUGAUUUUUAACACUUUACAGUGUAGCUGUGAAGCAGUGCACCCUUAGCCAGGCAAGGGCUGCAAAGCGACUGUUCUGCCUACUGUGACAAACUUUCAAAUCGGUUCCCUCUUUUAACUUCCCACCUGGGGUGCAAGCUGAAAUCAUUUCUGGAUUUAAAAUAUAAAUAAUGAAUUCUGUUGGAGGCAGACUUGACUUGAGGAAAUUGUUGUACUUCGAAUUUCAAGAGAGACAGAGAGAGACGGAGAGAGGCAGACAGAGAGAGCAGGAGGUCCAGACCCACAGUGAGAUGAAGCCUUUCCCACUCUGGCAAAUCUACUACAUCCUAAAGUGUUCAUGUAAGAAGAUGUUUUUAAGUUAGAAUAGAAAGACAUUUGCUUUGUCUAGGAAAUGUGUUUAGAGGGCCAAAAUCUUUGCUAGCAUAACUCCACUGACCAGUUGACUAAGUUGUUCCUGCAGAGAAUUUGCCUCCCUUAGCCUGCUUGACUGGUAAAUAUUCCUUUUUAUUUUAUGAUAUUUUUUCCCCUACAUCAAAACUAUUUUUUUUUUAAACACACAGCAUCUGAGUUCCAAUCUUCAGCCUGCUCAGACUGUGUCAGACUUUUCUCAUGUACUCUCAUACAGCAGGUUGGAUGGAGAGCUCUGGGCUAUAAUAGGAAAGGAGCUUCUGAAUGGGUGUUAUUAGACUGUGGUGUAAAUAAAAGUGCAUUUCCAGUAAAAUCAGAGCUUACAGAUUAGUAGUCAGCCUGUUGCUGGAGACACUGGGGAUGCUUGUUACAUAUGGCUCAAGAUAAGUUGACCCUUCCUUAAAAGCACAUAAAUUUUUAAGGUGAAAACAAACAUGGAAUAGACUUUAAAUGGGAUAUCCUGGUGGGACAGUUCAGCCCUUUGUUGUUGUCUCUGCCUUUCGGAGGUUUGCCUAUUGUGGCGCAGCUCCAGCAAGAGCCACUCCAUGGAGUGCUGGGUAUCAGCAGACCUCAUCGUUAGCCAGCACAUGGCUGCUUGUGAGGUGGUGGUGGUGGCACAUCCUCUUGUCUCCAGCAGGACACUGCAGGAGAAACUUACAUAGCCAGGACAUGGAAGGAUACUGAGACAGAAGCUGUAGAAAAGCAAAUCCUGAAAAUUUAUCUAUAGCUAAGGUGGAAAAAAAAAAAUCAAAAAUAAAAAAAAUCAAAAAUCAAUUGUACAUUGCUCUCUUUCUGAGCCCUAUAAAAAGUGAAUUAAUUCCCUAAGUACAUGACUAUUAAGACUAGCUGAAAUGUAGUUGACCCACCCAGGGCAUACUCAGGUUCUGGCCUGGUAACAUUAACUAUGAUAUUGCCUUUUCUGCUCACCACUGAUAUUGAGCAGUUCAGGAUCUGAGGUGUCUGCACGUGCUCUGUCCCUUGUCAUUAGCAGAGUGUCCCACUUAAGGUUUUAAUAGCACACCAGAAUGAAACUGAAGCAAGUUCAGACUGAAUUUACAAAAUAGUCACAAGAAUGAUUACCUUUGUAGAAAGAAGGAUGCCCUUAACUGAGCUUUUCUAUUUCUGGCCUCUUGUAUGAAAACAUUAAAUUUACAGAUGCAAUAUUUUUAAAAUCAAACUCCUUCCGUGGGAAUGAAUUGGUUUUGUUUUGCAAUUGUGGGUUUUUUAAAUGUCUCUCUGAUAGAAAAUUCUGGUUUGAAGAGACUUCUCAUUUAUGUUUUUUUUUUAUUUUUCAAGCUCAGCAGUCAAAUGAUUGAGAUAACACUGAGAACUCAAAUCCAGUCUCUGGCCUCCUCCUUCACCAGGAAGUGUAUUCUGACUAAAUCAAGCCACCCCGUUCUAUGUGCACUGUUCUGCCUUUAUUAAGUUGCUUUGCAGCCCUGGCCUCAUGGCUGUGCCACUGAAGUGUGUUCCCCCUGGAGUGACAUGAACGUUUGAGGCUUGACUAAGGGAAAAAAAAAGGCAGUGAAGGAGACUGUACAUAAAGACAUGGCAAAAUUAUUAAUUAUAGCAAUAUAGUUGUGGGGUGAAGUUCAGGUGGGCAGCUCCAUUGAAAAUAUGUGAAUGAAUUUAUGAAGCUGCAAGUAGCGAGAAGAAAGGAGGAUCUUCUGAAUGAACCGCCUACCUUGUAGACAGUAAUUUGUACACUGUAUAGUUUUGUUAAGAUUUUUUUUUUUUAAUUAAAAUACCCUUGUUUGUAAAGCUAACUUUUAACAAUUAUAAUGGAAAUAUAUGUCAUUUCCAUUUUUAAAGUAAACAAGAAUAUUCCUUGUUUGGAAACUGGACUUGGGUUAAAACUCUCCAGUUUCUUAAUUUAUAUGCUAAAAAAAAAUAAAAUCUGUCCAUGUUAGCAGUUAUUUCACAGAUUCCUGUGCUUGAAAAGCAUAGGUUACUAAUCCUUUAAAAAUGUAAAUGGAGAAAAGUUAUAUUUUAUGAAGGUUAUUUUGUUGUAUUUAGUAUUGGAAAAGUUGGUUUUCAGAGCAUUUCAAAAUGUUGGAAGCACCACUGUCUUUUUAUUAGUAUAUAUGGCCUUUAGCAAAAGUUUUUGUGAUUGUUACAUGAUGGUAUUUAAGAUUAGGUUCACAGAGCAAUUCAGGAUAGGCAGAGAAUAAAAACAGUACUUACGUCUCACAUAGCUGUGUCCUCAGGGAGCAGAAUUUUGGAUUUGCAACUUGUAGCUUCAUAAGGACUUAAUGAGAGAGAUUGCACAAGGACAUACUCAGCUGUGACACCGGAGUGUGUUCUGUACCUAAAUCUAAAUUAUAUUUACUGUGUGAGAUUAUGAAGGCUGCAGAAAGUUAUCCCAUAUUCAGUGUACAGUAUUCACAUUUAAUGAAACAACUCUCUAAUGUUGCUGGCAGUAAGGUCCCAAGCAUGACAUUCAAUAUAGUUUAUAUGAUCCUGUCAAGGUCUUUUGUUGACAUUAACCAGCUGCAUGCUCCUGGACUUUUUUAUUGGGUUUCUAUAGAAAACUUAAGAAAAGAAUAAAAAAAAAAAGAAAAAAAAGAAAAAAAAAGAAAAAAAAAGAGUAAAAUCGUAUGCAGGCUAAUAAAGUUAAACAGGAAAAGCUCAAAAUUGAAUGUUCUACUCCACACUGAAGGAGCUGAAAACUGUCUCCUUAUUUGCACUUUCUGCUAGUUUCCCCUGUUUUUUCUAAUUCCUCAAAAUUGUGUGGGUGUGGUGGAGCACUGCAGUUGGAGGAUAACACGGACCACUGAUUUUGCCCUUUAACCCUGCACAAUGACCUUUGCAUCAGCCAAACUUAUUGCCAUGACAACUCUUUGUACUGUUUCCAUGCCACAGCUCUGUUGGUCACAUUGUUAAUAGUAAAGGGGACAAGUCGGGAGACGGUCAAUUUUUACAUUUUUUGUUGCAAUUUUUUCUUCAGUGGUUGUAAGUAGUUUUUUUUUUUUUUUUUUUUUUUUUUUUUAAUGAAAGGGUUCACUAGUUAUUACUCUUUAGAAAUAUCUGUGUGUUGCAAUUCAAAUGUAUGUUGAAUUUGUGAAAAGGUCUUCAGUGCCACUAGCAUUGUGAUAUUCUAGAAUAAGCCUUUCAUACUUUUAUUGCAUGAUACAGUAACAGUAAAACAAAAGGUGGCCUAAAUAAAUGGAAAGCAGUGUGAGCUAGUGACACUAAAGCCAGUCUUUGUAUUACUGUAUUUUUGACAGAAAUGGUUUCGAAAACUGUGCUACAGGGACUGAUGUGGCAAAUGUAUCUCUAUAUGCAGAAAGAAGGUUUUUAAGAAGUAUGGCUUAUUAUGCAUUCUUCAUUGAGGGCAUUGAAGUUGCAUGGACUGAUAAAAGUUGAUGCAAAACGAGAAAGAAACAAAAACCAGCAAAAUGUUUACCAAAAAAACUCAAACAAAUGAGCAGUGCCUGUUCAAUUUCACAGUCUCUGUUGAGUUCAGUUGUAAAUAUGUUUCAGAUAACAUUUUCUUCUUCAAAAAAAAAAAUAAAUCUCUACAACAUUGUAGAAUGUGAGGGGUUCCUCAAGUCCCAGGCAUAGGCUUCUCAAGAGCUGCAUUAGAUUAUGUCUUCAUCAAGCUGUUAAUUUGUGCUUAUAUCAUAUAGAACUUUUAGCAAACUGGGCAGAGACACCCCAUCUCAAUGAUAUUUCUCUGAGAACAACUUUUGUAGGGCUGUGUGUUUCUUUAGAUACAUUUAGUACAACUGUAGGUGACAAGUAGUCAGUUAUUGCUUGCUAGCUACACACCAGGGUUGAUCCAUUUUAAAACUUUUGGCAUUUUUCCCCAUACUGUAGGCCAUAAAUCCUGAAGGUUACAUUUUAAUUAAAAAGUAGGUAUGUGCACAAUCCUUGUGUAACGAACCUUUACUUGUGAGAUGCAUUACAGUACAACUACUUAAUUUUGGAACUAAGGCCCUCUGGCAUCAGACCUGAUUUUAGCCUGAGUGUUAACAAAGGUUUUUAUUGUGCCUGGUUGGAGGAUAAUAAUGUUCUUUUUGGUACUUUUUUUUUUUUUUUUUCCUUUUUAGGUUACAAAUGAACUCAACUGCCACAAGUUUUAAACUGGUGUAAAUCAAGCUUGACUUAAUGUGAUUGUUACUGUUAUAUCCAGCCUAUACUGCUAGCAGCUGCUCAUACUGCAGUCAAUUACUGGAAGCGGAUAUAUUUCCUAUGCAAAAACUGUUUAAACAAUAAAAAUGAGCUAUGCUACAG
This is a messenger RNA of Anas platyrhynchos (mallard), 7584 nucleotides long. The record is from RefSeq and is a predicted model, not a curated record. NCBI's taxonomy places the organism in Eukaryota, Metazoa, Chordata, Aves, Anseriformes, Anatidae.